Glarea lozoyensis ATCC 20868 is the source of this 252-nucleotide messenger RNA. RefSeq lists its product as uncharacterized. The transcript has a single exon. Bases 1 to 252 code for a protein of 83 amino acids. NCBI's taxonomy places the organism in Eukaryota, Fungi, Ascomycota, Leotiomycetes, Helotiales, Helotiaceae. The record is from RefSeq and is a predicted model, not a curated record.
AUGCCUGACAGCUUCGACGGCCAGGCUGCUGGUCUUGCAGUCGGUUUGCCGCCAUUUCCCAUGAGAAACCCGCCCCGAAGACCGCGGCGAGGCAGCAAGUUUAUUGUCGCCAUACAGAAGGGAGAAGAGAACCGAUAUGGCACCUUCCUAGUCCGAAAAUACCCGGCACUGCGAAUUGGACAAUCACGCGCACUUGCGGUACUGGCGUGGUGCAAAAAGAAGAGAGCUAUCAGAAGUCUGUCACAGCUUUGA